AGCGCGUGCGUCUUCGUAUCCCUGCAGCAUCACGCUGCACUUCUGCAGCACUAACACUCACAACACAACCCCCAGAGAGCGAUGCACGGAAGAGGUCUUCGCUUUACUACGCUCUCCUCGACGGAUCCGACUCGGAAGAUGCUUUGAUUCGGUUCGUUCUUCAAGCGGAUCGCGUGAACGCCGUGCGUCUACAUUUGCUCGCAGACCAGAGGAGAAACGCGUUGUGUCUGAAGGCGGCUUUAGCGCAGCAUCGCAGGAUGGCUGAUGUCAGCGCGGAAUGCAACAUCAGGGUUCUGUGUCGCUUCAGACCCCUGAACCACUCCGAAAUCCUCCGAGGAGACAAAUACAUCCCCACAUUUCAGGGAGACGACACUGUCAUCAUCGGGGGGAAGCCGUACGCUUUUGACAAAGUCUUUCCCACGAACUGCACGCAGGAGCAGGUGUACAACACGUGUGCUAAACAGAUCGUCAGAGAUGUUCUGGGCGGUUACAACGGCACCAUCUUUGCGUACGGACAGACGUCGUCCGGUAAAACCUACACGAUGGAGGGAAAACUGCACGAUCCUGACGGAAGGGGAAUCAUCCCGAGGAUCGCUGAAGACAUUUUUAACCACAUUUACACCAUGGAUGAAAACCUGGAGUUUCACAUAAAGGUUUCCUAUUUUGAAAUCUACAUGGAUAAGAUCCGUGACCUACUUGACGUGAGUAAAACAAACCUGUCCGUGCAUGAAGACAAGAACCGGGUUCCGUAUGUGAAGGGCUGCACUGAACGUUUCGUCUCCAGUCCUGAAGAAGUGAUGGAUGUUAUCGAUGAAGGCAAAGCCAACCGUCACGUCGCUGUUACAAAUAUGAACGAGCACAGCUCCAGGAGCCACAGUAUAUUCCUCAUCAACAUCAAGCAGGAGCACGUGGAGACCGAGCAGAAGCUCUGCGGGAAGCUUUACCUGGUGGAUCUGGCCGGGAGCGAGAAGGUGAGUAAGACGGGGGCAGAAGGAGCUGUUCUGGAUGAAGCCAAGAACAUCAACAAGUCUCUGUCUGCGCUGGGAAACGUCAUCUCAGCUCUGGCUGAAGGAACCAAGACUCACGUGCCGUACCGAGACAGUAAGAUGACGAGGAUCCUGCAGGACUCUCUGGGAGGAAACUGUAGAACCACCAUGUUCAUCUGCUGCUCUCCUUCUGCCUUCAACGACGCAGAGACCAAAUCCACGCUGAUGUUCGGACAACGAGCAAAGACCAUCAAGAACACGGCGUCUGUGAACCUGGAGCUGACGGCGGAGCAGUGGAAGAGGAAAUAUGAGAAAGAGAAGGAGAAGAACAAGAACCUGAAAGAGAACAUUCAGAGGCUGGAGGCGGAGCUUAACCGCUGGUGUAAUGGUGAGUCUGUGACGCCGCUGGAUCUCAUGGCUGUGAUUCCUGUUGAGUCUGAAGUCAGUGAAGAGCCUGCUUUAGACAAUCAGAGCAGUGUGUGUGAGCCAACCCCAGGAGAACACACACUCAAGUAUGAGGAAGAGAUACGCAAACUCUACAAACAACUAGACGACAAGGAUGAUGAGAUUAAUCUUCAGUGUCAGCUGGUGGAAAAACUGAAGGAGCAAAUGCUGGAUCAAGAAGAACUGCUAGCGUCGUCGCGUGGAGACGGCGAGCGUGUUCAGUGCGAGCUGAGUCGUCUUCAAGCGGACAGCGACAGCUCCAAGGCCGAGGUGAAGGAGGUUCUGCAGGCUCUGGAGGAACUCGCUUUGAACUACGACCAGAAGAGUCAGGAGGCCGAGGACACGAGGACACACAACAGACGCCUCACCGAGGAGCUGUCGCACAAAACCUCGGACCUCAUGUGUUUGGAGGCAGAGUUUUCUCGGCUACAGGAAGUGAGCGGCCAGCAGAGGAAGCGCAACACCGAGGUGUUAAACACUCUGAUGAAGGAUCUCAACGACUUCAGCUUCAUUCUGGGAAACGGAGACCUCAGACUGCCGUGUGACCUGUCGGGUGUGCUGGAGGAGGAGUACGCUGUGGUGUGUGUGUAUGUGAGCAAAGUCAAAUCGGAGCUGAAGUCAGUGGUGAAGCGCUGCAGACAGCUAGAGGCUCUACAGGCAGACUGUCACCGAAAGAUGGAGGAGACCGGCAGAGAACUAUCAUCCUGUCAGCUGCUCAUAUCACAGCAUGAAGCGAAGAUCCGCUCUCUGACUGAAUACAUGCAGAACGUGGAGCUCAAGAAACGGCAGCUCGAGGAAAACUACGACUGUCUGAGUGAAGAACUGGCCAAACUACAGAACACAGAAAAUGCUCAGGAGAACCCGCUGGACACGGACGAGUCUGGAAACACAAAGAAAGCAGACGCUCAGCGAGAGCCUCAGCACAAGCAGCUCGGCCGUCUGCGAGACGACAUCAACCACAAACAGAAGAUCAUCGACGAGCUCAAAGAUGAUAACCAGAGGCUGGGUCUGCAGCUGGAGCAGAUGAGCGUGGAGUUCAGCGUCUUGAAGAAACGCGAGCAGGAGAAGAGCAGACAGCUGGAGGAGCUCAGAUUUCUUCACGAGCGUCAGGAGCAGACGAGGCAGGACAUGAAGGGUCUGGAGGAGACCGUGGCCCGUGAACUCCAGACGCUCCACAACCUGAGGAAGCUGUUCGUCCAGGACCUGACGACUCGAGUCAAACGGAGCUCUGAGCUGGAGCUGGACGACAGCCGAGGAUCUUCUACACAGAAACAGAAGAUCUCCUUCCUGGAGAACAACCUGGAGCAACUUACAAAAGUCCACAAACAGCUGGUCCGUGAUAACGCUGACCUGCGCUGCGAGCUCCCGAAGCUGGAGAAGCGUCUCCGCUCGACGGCGGACCGGGUUCGAGCGCUGGAGGACGCCCUGAGAGAAGCCAAAGAGGGAGCUAUGAAGGACCGCCGGCGCUAUCAGCAGGAGGUGGAGCGCAUCAAAGACGUCAUGAGGACCAGGAGCGGCUUCCGGCGGCCUCACGCCGCGCUCAUCGCUAAACCGAUUCGUCCAGGACAUUACCCCGCCUCCUUGCCUGUCAAUCACAUGUUCCUGCGCAGCAGAGAUCAGCCAAUCACGUUCAGCAACGCCAUGUUCAACGGCACCUCUGAAAAACCCCAAAACACAAACCCAGAGUCCAGCUUCAGCAACAAGACUCUGUCAGAGGAAGAGAGACACGGCAACACACUCCACGUCACUAACGGAAACGCCACAGAUGUGAACGAGAACAGCGUGUGUCGCUCAGAGCCCGUCAGCGAGCCGGCCGACCUCCUCCCGCUCAAACACAAGCUUCAAGCCAGCUAAACACAGGCGAUCUGUUCUUCUGACUCCUCUUCUGUAUAUUUGCAUGUUGCCUGCAGAUCCAGUGAUGAUAUGAACUCUCAUCUGUCCCGUGAACCCCAAGCAAGCGGCUCGUUCUCAGAAAACCACGCCACAGUGACAUUUUGGUUCAGCGUUCGCUUUGUUUCGUGUUUUUUCAAUAAACCGUUUUUCACACGCCUUUAACAACUACUACCUAAAAUACAACAUCACUCUUUAUUAAUGCAAUAAUUAUUAGGAAAAAUGCAUUUGAUUAAAUUUAACAAUUUAAUUGAAUAACUUAUUUAAAUUAAUACAAUUAUCCAUAGCGUUGAUUUAAAUUAUAUUUAACAAAUAUCUCUCUUUUGUAACGCAAUAAAUAUCAGGAGUUAAUAUAAACACAGACAGCAAAAUAAUUAAUUUUCAUUCAAUAAUUUAAAUGAAUAAAAGUAACCUUAACAUUUAUAUUAUUAUUAUAUUAUUAUUAAUAAUAUAUUAAACUUAAUUUUAAAAUUACAAAGUGUUAAAAUGUAGCUAUUAAUUUAAAUUAAAAUGAGCAGCAAUUUGAUUUAAUUUUAGGUGGCAGUACAUGUGGCCGAGUUAAAUAGUUACAUUUAACUAUUAAAUUAAAUUAAAUAUUAAAUUGAAUUUGAUUUAAAUAAUCCAAUAGGCAUUGAUAAAUGUUUCCAUGCACAUUAAAGAAAUAUAAGCAUUUAAAAUCAGUUUUUAUUAGUAGAAACGCUUGCACGAAUGCAUUUAUGAUAAAAACGUUUCCUGAGAACGAGCCAGAGACGAUGUAUGAUGCUGUUAGUCAUUGUCCACAUAAUUCUGUAGCUAUUUUUAUGUAGCUGUAACUAUUUUUAUACUCCUAUUUAAACGACAGAGUAGCUUCGGUGGGCCGGUGUGUUCAGUAUGCGCUGAUUUGUACGCUUUAUUUACGUUAUCGGUAUCGUUGCGUGAAGAAAGCGGCUCUUUUGACAUUAAAUAUCGAUACGAUUCGGCUGGAAGUCAACGUGCCUCGCGGAUGCGGCCGAGAAAUGAUCGGCUUUGCGGUUUCCAAACUCAGAAGCGCGCGACCGGACGCACCGCUCAGUGCGACCUCCGAUCACGUGACCCGGGGUCUGACCUUUGACCUCUGCGGAUCCUGACCUGCCACUCAGGAGGAGGCGGAGUCAGACUACGAGCAAAGCGCAGUUUUUCAGCCGUUAUGACAAAAAAAUCAAAAAUAGAAAUAAAUACUAGCCCAUAUAAAAAACGUUAUCAUACCUAUAUUUUUGAUCUACCUAGGCUUUAAUUGAAGUGUUGCAUUUUUGUUUGACUUUUUACGUAUUUAAAAACUCUGAUUAUAGUCGAUCUGUUGCCUAUCUUGCUAUUAAAAAUCCCAAUAAAGAGAAUCCAGUCCUUGAA
Messenger RNA from Puntigrus tetrazona (Sumatra barb), 4685 nucleotides. It is a transcript of the gene kif5ab, whose product is annotated as kinesin family member 5A, b. Gene Ontology annotation, molecular function: ATP binding; microtubule binding; microtubule motor activity. The transcript has 29 exons. Gene Ontology annotation, biological process: microtubule-based movement. The coding region runs from base 258 to 3284 and encodes 1008 amino acids. The record is from RefSeq and is a predicted model, not a curated record. Lineage: Eukaryota; Metazoa; Chordata; Actinopteri; Cypriniformes; Cyprinidae.